Messenger RNA from Galeopterus variegatus (Sunda flying lemur), 917 nucleotides. RefSeq names its product sirtuin 6 (gene SIRT6). Gene Ontology annotation, molecular function: NAD+ binding. Lineage: Eukaryota; Metazoa; Chordata; Mammalia; Dermoptera; Cynocephalidae. The transcript is spliced from 8 exons. The coding region runs from base 21 to 917 and encodes 298 amino acids. The record is from RefSeq and is a predicted model, not a curated record.
UUCCCGUUGGGACGGCGAAGAUGUCGGUGAAUUACGCGGCGGGGUUGUCGCCGUAUGCGGACAAGGGGAAGUGCGGACUCCCCGAGAUCUUUGACCCCCCGGAGGAGUUGGAGCGGAAGGUGUGGGAGCUGGCGAGGCUGGUCUGGCAGUCCUCCAAUGUGGUGUUCCACACGGGUGCCGGCAUCAGCACCGCCUCGGGCAUCCCCGACUUCAGGGGCCCCCAUGGGGUCUGGACGAUGGAGGAGCGGGGCCUGACCCCCAAGUUCGACACCACCUUUGAGAGCGCAUGGCCCACACAGACGCACAUGGCGCUGGUGCAGCUGGAGCGCGUGGGCCUCCUGCGCUUCCUGGUCAGCCAGAACGUGGAUGGGCUGCACGUGCGCUCCGGCUUCCCCAGGGACAAGCUGGCAGAGCUUCACGGGAACAUGUUUGUAGAAGAAUGUGUCAAGUGUAAGACGCGGUACGUCCGGGACGCCGUGGUGGGCAGCAUGGGCCUCAAGCCCACGGGCCGCCUCUGCACUGUGGCCAAGGCAAGGGGGCUGCGGGCCUGCAGGGGGGAGCUGAGAGACACCAUCCUCGACUGGGAAGAUGCUCUGCCCGACCGGGACCUGGCUCUUGCUGACCAGGCCAGCAGGAGUGCUGACCUGUCCAUCACCCUGGGCACCUCGCUACAAAUCCGGCCCAGUGGGAACCUGCCACUCGCCACCAAGCGCCGGGGAGGCCGACUGGUCAUCAUCAACCUUCAGCCCACCAAACAUGACCGCCAUGCCGACCUGCGCAUCCACGGCUAUGUAGACGAGGUCAUGACCCAGCUCAUGAAACACCUGGGGUUGGAGAUCCCCACCUGGGAUGGCCCCCGUCUGCUGGAGAGGGCCCUGCCGCCCCUGCCCUGUGUUAGUUUCCUGGGGCUACCCUAA